AUGGGCAUUGCCUGUGCUCCCAGAUUUUUUACAAAGUUAAUGAAACCUGUGUAUUCUACUCUUAGAAUUAUGGGUCAUUUGAAUGUUGGGUAUAUUGAUGAUUCUCUUCUGAUUAGUGAUACAUUGGAAGAAUGUUCGAAAAAUGUAUUAGAUUCAAGAUGUUUGAUGGAAAGACUAGGUUUGGUCAUAAAUGAAAAGAAAUCUGUAUGUGUACCAUCUCAAUGUAUUACCUUUCUUGGAAAUAUUAUUGACUCAGUCAAAAUGAUUGUCACAUUAAGUCCAAGUAGAGCAGACACUAUUGUUGAGGAAUGUAGGAAAGUGUGGAAAAAAGGAAGUUGUUCAAUUCGUCUGCUAGCUAGAGUAAUUGGUCUUAUUGUGGCAAGUUUUUCUGCAGUAGAGUAUGGUCCAUUAUUUUAUAGAAAUUUAGAGUUGGACAAAAUAGAGGCGUUGAGGAAAAAUAAUGGAAAUUUUGAUGCCAAUUCAAAUUUGUCAGAAAAAGCUAAGAAUGAGUUGUUUUGGUGGAUAGAGAAUGUUCACAGUCAGAAGAGAAUCAUAGAUCAUGGAAAUCCAGACAUUGUUAUUACGACAGAUGCUUCCACUAUAGGGUGGGGAGCAGUCUGUGGUAAAAGUAGUGCAGGAGGAAGAUGGAAUGAAGAUGAAAGUAAAAAUCAUAUUAAUUAUUUAGAACUUCUUGCGAUAUAUCUGGCACUUAAAUCUUUUUGUAAAGAUGCUUCUGAUAUACAUGUAAAGAUAAUGACAGAUAAUACAUGUGCAAAGGCAUAUUUAAAUAACAUAGGUGGCAUAAAGUCAGAAAAAUUGAAUAGGUUAUCACAAGAAACUUGGUUUUGGUGUAUGAAUAGGAAAGUCUGGAUUUCUGCUGAUCAUGUACCUGGUGAAAAUAAUAUAGCAGAUAAAUUUUCUCGAGAAUUUAAUGACUCUGUGGAGUGGAAGUUAGAAGUUGGAAUUUUUGACAGAAUUUCUGUUAUUUUUGGACUCCCAGAGUUAGAUCUGUUUGCAUCUAGGCUGAACAAACAGUUGAAGCUAUAUUGUUCAUGGAAACCUGAUCCUGAUGCAAAAUUUAUUAAUGCAUUUUCAUUUCAAUGGACAGGUUAUUAUUAUGCUUUUCCUCCUUUCAGUCUAAUCAGCAGAACAUUACAGAAGGUGAGGACAGACCAAGCAGAGUGUUUGAUUGUGGUUCCACUGUGGCCAACUCAGUGCUGGUAUCCAGUGCUAAUGGAUUUGUUGAUAAGAACUCCAGUGAUUCUUCCGAAGGGGAUUCUGUCUUUACCUCACUCGAGGGAGAAACAUCCACUACACAAGAAACUAACUCUAGUAGCGUGUCGCUUAUCAGGAAAACUUUGGAAAUGCGAAAGAUAUCGCGAAAAGCUUCAAACAUCAUCUUGGCUUCCUGGAGAUCAGGGACAAGACAACAAUACUCAAGCUAUAUUCGAAAAUGGAUUUCGUUCACUAAUAAAAGGAAAAUUAGUACAAUUCAAGUUCCUGUAA
Messenger RNA from Saccostrea echinata, 1506 nucleotides. RefSeq lists its product as uncharacterized. The transcript has a single exon. Gene Ontology annotation, molecular function: nucleic acid binding. The record is from RefSeq and is a predicted model, not a curated record. Lineage: Eukaryota; Metazoa; Mollusca; Bivalvia; Ostreida; Ostreidae. The coding region runs from base 1 to 1506 and encodes 501 amino acids.